AUGGAGGAAGAAUGCGAGGAGCUUCAAGUUCCCACUGGAACUCUAAAAUCAAUAGGCUUUAGCAUUUCCAACAACAAAGAUCGAGCGAAUAUGUCUGCCAUUACUGUUGAAGCAGCGAACCAGGUGACUGAUUCUCGGUUAGGCCUACCGAAUCCGGAGUCUGUUUGUCGGACAUGUGGCAGCAAAGAUCGGAAAGUUUGUGAAGGGCAUUUUGGGGUUAUAAACUUCAAGUACUCCAUCAUUAACCCUUACUUCGUCAAGGAGAUUGCUGCAUUGUUAAACAAGAUCUGCCCUGGAUGUAAAUACAUACGCAAGAAACAGUUUCAGGUUGCAGGAGACCAGCCUGCGAGAUGUAGAUAUUGCAUUUCGAAUACCGGUUACCCGUUGAUGAAGUUUCGGGUAUCGACUAAAGACGUCUUCAGGCGAUCCGGGAUCGUCUGUGAAGUAAGUGACGAGUUUCUGAUGAAGCUGAAGAGACGGUUUGAAGGAGCAUUACCACCGGACUACUGGGCUUUCUUGCCUUAUGACUCGAAUAUAGACGAGAGCUUGCUGAAACCGAACAGGCGGAUUCUAACGCCUGCACAGGUUUAUUCUCUGUUAGAUGGGAUUGAUCCGAGACUUAAGAAGAAGGAUAUCCCCAUGUUCGACUCGCUUCAUCUGACUUCGUUUCCGGUUACACCAAACGGUUAUCGUGUAACCGAAAUGGUCCAUCAGUUCAACGGGGCUCGUCUAGUCUUUGAUGAACGGACUCGGAUCUACAGGAAACUAGUUGGCUUUGAAGGGAACUUGCUUGAAUUGAGCUCUCGUGUGAUUGAAUGCAUGCAAUAUUCAAGACUCUUCUCAGAGAACAUGGCUUCAGGUCAAGAAUCAGCAAACCCGUUCCAGAAGAAAUCAGACACUCCUAAGCUCUGUGGUCUAAGGUUCAUGAAAGACGUCCUCCUCGGUAAAAGAAGCGACCACACAUUCCGGACAGUAGUCGUCGGAGAUCCUUCCUUGAAGCUCAACGAGAUCGGUAUACCGAGGAAGAUCGCAGAGAGGCUUCAAGUGUCAGAGAAUCUCAACGACUGGAACAGAGAACGUCUCGUGACUCUAUGUUUCCACAAGCUUCUCGAGAAAGGAGAGGUUCACGUGAGAAGAGGAAGAGAAGAUAGCUUAGUGGCGAUUAGACUCAUCGACGAUCUCCAAACCGGAGACAAGAUCUUCAGGACGUUAACCGAUGGAGACACGGUGUUGAUGAACAGACCGCCUUCGAUCCAUCAGCAUUCUCUCAUCGCAAUGUCGGUGAAAGUCUUGCCAACGACUUCUGUUGUCUCCUUGAACCCUAUCUGCUGCUUGCCGUUCCGUGGCGACUUUGAUGGAGACUGUCUUCACGGUUACGUUCCUCAGUCGAUACAAGCUAAAGUUGAGCUUGACGAGCUUGUGGCUUUGGAUAAGCAGCUUGUGAACAGACAGAACGGACGCAAUCUUCUUGCUUUAGGACAGGACAGCUUGACAGGAGCGUAUCUGGUUAACGUUGAGAAACACUGUUAUCUGAAUCGAGCUCAGAUGCAGCAGCUUCAAAUGUAUUGUUCUCCACAGCUUCUUCUUCCUCCACCUGCGAUUAUCAAAGCUUCUCCUUCGAGCAGAGAGCCUCAAUGGACGGGAAUGCAGCUGUUUGGGAUGCUUCUCCCUCCAGGUUUCGACUACGCUUACCCGUUGAACGACGUCGUUGUAAGCAACGGAGAGGUUUUGUCUUCCUCUGAAGGCUCUGCUUGGUUACGUGAUGGAGAAGGUAACUUCAUCCAGGGACUGAUGAAACAUGACAAGGAGAAAGUUCUUGAUAUCAUCUACUCUGCUCAAGAAAUGCUCUCUCAGUGGCUGCUGACGCGUGGCUUAAGCGUGUCCUUAGCGGAUUUGUGUUUGUCAUCUGAUGAGCAGUCUCGGAGGAACUUGAGAGAGGAGAUCAGGUAUGGAUUGCAAGAAGCUGAGCAAGUCUGCAACAAGCAGCAGCUGAUGGUAGAGUCUCGGAGAGACUUUCUUGCUGUGAACGGACAAGAGAAGGAUGAGGAGGUUGGAGAUUUGUCCCGGUUCUGCUCUGAGAGGCAGAGAUCAGCGACGUUGAGCAAGCUUGCUGUUAGUGCUUUCAAGGAUGCGUAUAGAGAUGUUCAGGCGUUGGCUUAUAGGUAUGGGGACAGGUCGAACUCGUUCUUGAUCAUGUCGAAAGCUGGUAGCAAAGGGAACAUAGGGAAGCUGGUGCAGCACAGUAUGUGCAUCGGUCUUCAGAACUCGGCGGUUGCGUUGUCCUUCGGGUUUCCGAGGAAGCUGGACUGUGAUGCUUGGAACGACCCGAACAGUCCGCUACGAGGUGGAGACAAAAGCGAUGCUGCUUCUGAGUCGUUUGUUCCUUAUGGAGUCGUUGAGAGCUCGUUUCUAACGGGUUUGAAUCCGUUGGAGUCGUUUGUUCAUUCGGUUACGAGCCGUGAUAGCUCCUUUAGCGGUAAUGCUGAUCUUCCAGGGGCGCUUAGUCGGAAACUGAUGUUCUUUAUGAGAGAUAUAUACGCUGCUUAUGAUGGCACAGUGAGGAACUCUUUUGGGAACAACUUAGUACAGUUUACUUAUGAGACUGAGACUGUUGAUGAUGAUCCGGUUGAAGAAGUAACCGGCGAAGCAGUCGGGUCGCUCUCUGCUUGUGCCUUAUCCGAGGCCGCUUACAGCGCUCUAGACCAACCUAUUAGCCUUCUUGAAACUUCUCCUCUUCUCAAUCUUAAGAAUGUGUUAGAGUGUGGAUCAAAGAAAGGUCAGAAAGAAGUGACAAUGUCUCUGUAUUUGUCUGAAGCACUCUCUAAGAAGAAGCACGGGUUCGAAUACGGGGCACUGGAGAUCAAGAGCCACUUGGAGAAACUGAGUUUCUCAGAGAUCGUUUCAACAUCCAUGAUAAUUUUCUCUCCGAGCACUAACUCGAAAGUACCUUUAAGUCCGUGGGUUUGCCAUUUCCAUAUCUCUGAGAAAAUAGUGAAGCAGAAACAACUCAACGCCGAAUCUGUCGUCUCUUCGUUAAACCAGCAGUAUGCGACCAGAGCUAAAGAACUGAAGCUUGAUGUAAAUGAUCUAAUCAUACAAACCACAAACCACUGUUCUUCAGAUGAGGUCGCAAUGGAGGAUCACAGUUUCUGCAUCACUGUUACAGUAGUCGAAGCCUCGAGGCACUCAUCUUUGGAGCUGGACGCUAUUCGGCUUAUCUUGAUCCCUUAUCUUCUCGACUUCGCUGUCAAAGGCUUCAGAGAGAUUAAAAGGGUGGAUGUCUUAUGGGCUGAUCGACCAAAAGCGCCGAAAAGGAACAAGAAUGAUUCGUCCGGCGAGCUGUUCUUGAAGGUUAUCAUGUAUGGAGAUAAGGUCAAGAAGAACCUAUGGAGUGCUCUUCUUGAAACCUGUCUUCCUAUCAUGGAUAUGAUUGAUUGGAACCGUAGCCAUCCUGAUAACAUCCGUCAAUGCUGCUCCGUUUACGGCAUAGACGCCGGUCGCAGCAUUUUCUUAGCGAAUUUGGAGUCUGCUGUGUCAGAUACCGGUAAGGCGAUACUACAAGAACAUCUGCGUCUUGUAGCUGAUUGUCUCUCUGUUACCGGAGAGUUUGUUGCAUUAAACGCCAAAGGUUGGAGCAAACAAAGACAGGUCGAGUCCAUUGCUGCACCGUUUACUCAAGCUUGCUUCUCGAGCCCAAGUCAAUGCUUUAUCAAAGCUGCUAAGGAAGGUGUCAGAGAUGAGCUUCAAGGAUCUAUAGACGCAUUAGCUUGGGGAAAAGUUCCUUCUUUUGGAACCGGAGAUCAGUUUGAGAUCAUCAUUUCAAGAAAGGAUAUUGGGAUUAAAACACCUGUAGAUGUGUAUGGUCUUCUGAGUCGUACAGAGACGCUUCCAGAGACAGAGACAGAGAAGAACUCGCUGUUCAAACCAGACAAGCUCAAGAUCCAGCCGUUCCAUUUGCUUGACACUGCUCUCCCCAUAGCCAUCAAGACACUCGCCGGGAAAGAACUCUCCAGGGCACAGCUGAGAACGAUGUUUAAAUGGGACGAUAUCGAGAAGCUUUCACGUUCCUUGAAACGCAUACUCUACAAUUACGAGAUUGAUGCAAUGUUGAGUGAGAGAGAUGAAGGGCUUUUGACGAUGGCUUUACUCUUCCACCCCAACAGAGCUGAGAAGAUAGGACCUGGCUUCCAAGGAAUCAAGGUGGCUAGUUCGAAGCACGGGGAUGCUCGUUGCUUCGAGGUUGUGAGGAACGAUGGAACAACAGAGGAUUUCUCAUACCACAAGUGUGUAUUGGGAGCAACAGAGAUCAUUGCACCUACUAAAGUGAACUUCUACCGGUCCAAGUACCUUAACCGCGGUACGGUCCAGUCCGUGGCUCCCUGA
This is a messenger RNA of Microthlaspi erraticum, 4383 nucleotides long. The record is from the annotation of a GenBank genome assembly. Lineage: Eukaryota; Viridiplantae; Streptophyta; Magnoliopsida; Brassicales; Brassicaceae.